Messenger RNA from Naumovozyma castellii, 3717 nucleotides. RefSeq names its product Seg2p (gene SEG2). The transcript has a single exon. The record is from RefSeq and is a predicted model, not a curated record. Lineage: Eukaryota; Fungi; Ascomycota; Saccharomycetes; Saccharomycetales; Saccharomycetaceae. Bases 1 to 3717 code for a protein of 1238 amino acids.
AUGUUUCACUCACAGAAAAAAAGAAAUCCCCCACCUAUUAGUUCCGAUGCUUUAGCUGCAGCUUCUGCUGUCGGAAGAGCAUUCAGUAAUUUAAGCACAAGAAAUACCCCUACAUAUUCAAGCAAUCACACAAAUAGCAGAAGCAGCCUUCCAUCAAGACGUUAUUCUACAGUAUCCAUAGCCCACGGACCCCCACCCUUGAAAACGGGAAGGUCGCAGAGGUCGUCGAGGAUAUUUAGUAGUCCUUCUCAUAGUAGAAUGAACAGCACCAUUAGUGUAGACCGUACAAUCAGUUUGCCCUCAAGGAGUAAUAGGCCAAGUUCUAGCAAUGUAAGAGAUGAUUAUAGAAGACAUGCGCAGGAAACAUUCGAUGAUUUCGGUGAUGAAGUGCCUAAUCAACAACAGAUGGUCACUAAAUAUAUUCCUGGUCCUAAUGGUUUGGUUGCUGUGGAAGUACCUGUCCAAUUGAUUGAAAGGCAACGUAAUCAUUCAAUUAUGAGGAAAUCAAGGAAUUCUCAUAUUUGUAGAUCUUCUUCCACUAGAGAGAUGAGGUAUAGCUCAUUAGAUAGCUCUCAAGCUAGCUCUAGGCAUAGCAGAGAGAAGGUAUCUUAUUCGAAGAUGGGUCGCGAUAGACAACAAAGAAAUAGGAGACCGCAAACAUCGCACUAUUCGUUGAUGGAUACGUCCUCUAGGGAAUUAAGUAAGCCAAGAAGCAUUCAACGAAGGACUCCAAGCAGCUCUUCGCGCAGUUCAUCGACUGGAAACAGUUCUGUAAUAAAAAGGAAACUUAAACAAUCUGCCCUCAAUUUAAAGAAAAAAUCAAGUGUAAGUUUCACCGAUCAGCCUAAGACAAUACGAAAUGAGUAUCAAUUUGAUGAUCAAUUUGACGAUCGCUUUGACGAAAGCUUAGAUUGGGACGACAGUUUUUUGGAAGAGGUUGAACUUCCUCCUCUUAUCGAACAGCAGACGUCUAAAAACGUACCUAAUAUUCAAAAUCCCCCAACUAAAAAGAAAAGGGAAAUUACCUCGAAAGAAGAUGAUCAGAAACAUGACCGAAUCAUUGAUAUGUUAGCUUUCCCUGAGACAGAUGAAGAAGUGGAUUUAAGUUGUGAUGAUCAAAAACCAGAGCUUAAAGUAGAAAAUAGCAUACCAACCCUUCAAGCAAUGAAGAUGAAUUCAACUCGCCAUCGCGAACAAGAAAAAAUAACUGAUAUCUUAGCUUUUCCAAACCCCAAUAACUUAACAGGUUGGAGUGUAAAUGGUUCGGAUAUAUCCGAUGAUGAGGAAGAUGAGUUUUAUGAUACAAUGGAAGAAAGUGACUUCGCCGAUUCAAGACAAUUAAAUGCUUUACAUUUACCAAGAAUCUCGGAAACAAAAUCAGCUUUGGGAGAAGAGAGUGAUUUCUCUGACUCAAGGGAGUUAAUAGACAAAUCACAUUCAGAUAACAUUCCACGGACAGAAACUACCGCACAAGAGGAAAAUUAUGGAAGUAUACUGCCUAACUCAGAACAAGACGUUAUAGUAGCUGAUUCUGCCUUGUCGGAGGAUGACCUAAAAAAUAUUGCAAAGGAAGUUACUAACCCAGUGGGAACAAUUUCAGAGCAUUUUGCCCUUGCAGGAAUGGAAUACGAAGAGGAUAAACAUCUUGAACCAAUAAGCAUGGAGAAUAAAGUUAUUGAACCAGUCAAUGGAGGUGAUGCUUCUUCAGCUGUGAUAUAUAACGAAGAUAAGCCUUUUGAACCAAGUUUCGAAGAAGAUAACGAACCAGCGGUUCAAAUAGAAAAUGAGAGAGAUUAUGGUUCCAAGAAUAUUAAUGAGAACGAGCAUCCAAUUGAAACGAUUGGUGAAGAUGGUAGUUUUACCAAAUCAAUACAUGAAGAAAGCAAUUCAAAGGAGAUAUUUUUUGAUAAUGAUAAUGGAUCUGAAGAAAUAAGUGAAGAGAAUUUUUCAGACAAGGUGGUGGAUGGCAAUAAUUAUGAGCCAGUUGAAGCAAGUCAAAGGGAAAAUAAUCGUAUUAAAGGUGUAUCUGUUGAAUCCAAAAAGACCUCCAAUGAAAAUAUUUACGAGAAAAAUAACUCUAUUGGCUUUGCUUAUGAAAAGAAUGUCCCGCCAGCAGUGCCAUCUGACAAUGGAACUGAAAAAAUAGUACCAGUUCCAGAAAGAAAGUAUUCUGAAACAAAGUCUGAAAAUGAUGUAGGGGUCAAAACAAUUUCUGAGAAAGAGAAACAGCAUCAGAUUGAGGUUCAGCGACGCUUAGAGGAUAUGAUAGACCGUGAGGAAUCGUAUCUUCCAGAGGCCAACUUACCAGGAAAAUCUAUUUCUGCUAAUCCAUCAAAAUUAUCAAUAGUCAGUAAGGUUUCCUUAGUUGAGAGUUUAAAUCUUCCUGAAGAAAAUACUAAGAGUAGACUUGAAGAAAUAGAUAAGAAUAGAUUUACACCUAUACCAGAGGCUAUUUCCUCAGAAUCUGAGCCCUCUGAUACUAGGAAGCCGUCCAAUCUUUCUAAAGAAGACAAAAAUAUGAUUCAACCAACACAUAGAAAUGUAAUUGUGAUCAAGCAUAGUACUGUUGAACCCCCAAAUGACAACGAAGUUCACCAUGUGAGAAAAUAUAGUGAGGCACGUGAAAUUUCUAAAGACUUUAUCAACGAAAACUCCAAAUCAAACUCAUCCUUUAUUAUUCCAACAGACAGACCUACAAUGGCCCAAUAUCUUCGUUCUACAAGACCGUUCUUAGCUCCUCCUCAUUUAGUUGUUACUAGUGCUGAAAAUUAUGAGGAUAGUGCAAGUGAUUUUGAUCACAGGAACAGUAUCAUGGAUAACCUUAGAAAGAAUUCAACAUCAUUAUCCUCCGCCUCUACAAAAAUAUCUACUCCGGUAAGACUUCAUCCCAAAAUGUCCAGUCAGGUGAAAAUAUCUUCAGAAGGUUCAUCUAUUUUACCAAUGAGCUCAACUUCGUCCGUUUACUCAGAUUCUGGACUUUCUUCAGUAAUGAAAAAAGAAUCUACUAUUAGAAAGGUCCACACUCAAGAAACUCCGGGAGUUAAUAAGCAAGCUUCGGCAAUUAAAGCGGAAAGUAAUCGUGUGAUAAGAAGACAACCUCGAAAUUCAAAGGUUACAAUUUCUUCUAAUACAAGCAUGAUGACGACACCAUGGUCGAGAUCGGGUAUUAACGAUACUGUAAAGCGUAAAAGCUUUAAUAUGAGAGGGACAAAUAAUAGUGAAAUUGCUUUGAAGAAUUCAGCACUAUAUCCAAAAGAGCCCCCAAUGAAAAAAUCUAGUUUUGAGAAGAAAAGAAAUGAUUCUCAGCAGCACUUAGGUUUCAAGAAAUUAUCCCUUAGAGAUAAUUUGUCUGAUGAACCCGCAGAUAUCAGUAGUCAAUAUCAUGAACAGCAUAAUAAACAGCAGAGGGAGAAUAAUCGAGGAUCAAGAUUCUGUGAAGAUUCAUACAAGACUAUUGAUCGAAAUAAGAUUGAAAAUAAGGAGAUAAGUUUAUUUAGACGUCAUUCAGAUAGAACUGAAACACCGCAGAGAAGAUUUUCCAUCUUUCGAAUGAAGAAUAAUGGAGAUGACGGAAGUUUUGCAACUGCAAGGGAUACUUCAAUUGAUACAAGUAGAAAAAUAUAUAGAAUUGAAAGUGAUGAGGAGGAGGGCGGAAAACAUGGGAAGAAGCAUCUUUUUGGAAAAAAGUUUAAGAAGUUAUUUAAAAUCAAGAGUUAA